AUGAAUGUGGAUCUUGAUCCGUUUGAAACAGUUCAAGAGACUCAAUUCUUUUCUCAACUUCAACCGUACUUUCAAUCCCAACCACGUCGCCUACUCGACGAGUCAACCGAUUCUUUUGAUAAAGGCUAUGUUGAAGAUCUCAUUCAAGAAUUGUACCAAGAGCUCGAAGUCGAACCACAAGCACAAAAAAAUGGAAAAGGGAGGGCUCGGUGUACAGGGUGGACGGAUGAUGAAGAGAGGUGGAGGGCCACCAACCGAUCCGCUAUGGAAUUCAACGACAUCAACAUGAACGCAGUCAGAACCCCCCAAAGCGGUGCAACUAAGGUGAAUGUCAUGGCUAAAGUUCAAAAGAUUUACAAGGCGAAGGUCGGAAAAGCUUUUGCCAAUGAGUCGUUUUGGAGAGUUGUGAAUGAUGGGUUUUAUACAUAG
Molecule: messenger RNA, 429 nt
Organism: Lactuca saligna
Lineage: Eukaryota; Viridiplantae; Streptophyta; Magnoliopsida; Asterales; Asteraceae
Source: the annotation of a GenBank genome assembly